Vittaforma corneae ATCC 50505 is the source of this 2022-nucleotide messenger RNA. RefSeq lists its product as uncharacterized. The transcript has a single exon. Gene Ontology annotation, molecular function: inositol hexakisphosphate binding. The record is from RefSeq and is a predicted model, not a curated record. The coding region runs from base 1 to 2022 and encodes 673 amino acids. Gene Ontology annotation, biological process: cellular response to phosphate starvation; phosphate ion transport. Gene Ontology annotation, cellular component: cytoplasm; Golgi apparatus; plasma membrane. Lineage: Eukaryota; Fungi; Microsporidia; Nosematidae.
AUGGGAUUUUCAACCACUUUAAAAAGCAAUACUGUAAACGAAUGGAAAGAUUAUUAUUUGGACUAUGACAAGCUUCGGUUACGAAUAAAAAAUAGGGAUUUUAGAACAAUGCUGUACAACGAAGUCAACAAGAUUAACAGUUUCUAUUUUCUGUUGGAAAGAAAAGCAGUAGACGAGAAGAACAUUCUAUUCAGUGAUAUUAUAACAGAGUUUCCGAUAGAGAGUGCACAUGAACCGAAGACACAAAUAAGAAACAUUGACAUUGAGGAUGCGAAUCUUAGUACUGGGGUUGGUAAUACCGAUCUUGAUGACCAGGAUGAAAUGGAUUUCGAUACGUUCAGGAGUAAAAGACUGAAUGAGUCAGGAAAUGAAAAUAAAUCCAUGCUUCAUAGUGAAGGAUUUGCUAGCCUGAUUCCACUUCAAAAAGGCUACACAAAGCGAAAAAAGGAGAAGCACAUCACAGAGUUUCUCCAUAGCUUAGUAAAAAUUAAGGCGUACAGGGACUUGAAUGCGACAGGUCUUUUGAAAUUAGCAAGGAGAUACGCCACUGUAAAUAAAAAUGAAGUUUUUUACAACAAAUUCAAUGAAAAACUCAAGGAAACCUACUUUUAUAAAUCAAAAAGGAUAGAUUCCAUUCGAAGUGCUGUAAAGAAGAUGUACAAACAGGUUUUUGCAAAAGAUCAGCCUGAAAAGGCAAAGACAAUAUUCAAAAGACUCGGUAAAGGCACAAAAACACUUGACGUUUUCUAUUUGAUGAGUGGGUUAUUGGUGGGGUCAGGCGUGACAAUUGCGGCAUGGCUUUACGAUUUAAAUUCUGAGGAGUAUAGAUUUAUGACAGCAAUCAACAACAUACUUAUUGGCUUCCUUUUUUUUGGUCUGUGUCUCAAAGCCUUUAAAAACUUUUCAAUCAAUUAUAAGUUUAUUUUCAACUUUGAUGUUGCGUCAUCUCUUAAUAACUCGAUUUACUUUAUGAUUAUCUCAUCAAUGCUGUUCCUAAACAGCUUUCUUUUCCUCAUUCGAUCUGACUUUGAAAGCUAUGUAGUUUAUUUACAGCUAUUCUUUCCACUGGCAUUUCUCUUCAAUCCCUUGGAUAUGUUCUAUCUAAAUUCAAGAAUCUACCUGAUCAGUGUGUACACACGGGGAAUUCUUCUUCCAAUGUCUACAAUUAGGUUUAGACACUUCUACUUUGUUGAUAUUUUACAGAGUUUUAGAUUUCCCUUUGAGAUCAUCGUUGGACAUUUCCUAAGCGAAUCUCAGCUCAAAGAGGGAUAUCCACUGAUGGCAUUCAGUCUGUUUCCAAUUGUAAGAUUUUUACAAUGCAUGAGACGUUUCUAUUCAUCUAGGCUGUUUUUUCCACACGUAGCAAAUGCAUCAAAAUACACACUUAUCUUUAUGGCUGUAUUUUUUGAAGCUUUUGAAAAGUUUUCAAGUCAGACUGAUGACCCAAAUAAUACUUUGAGAUUCUUGAAAUACAUCUUUAAACUAAUGAGCACCACAUCAUCGUUCUGCUGGGAUAUAUUUGUUGAUUGGGUAAUACCUAGAAACAGAUACAUGUUCCCGUACAUGUUUUAUAUUUUUGCAGCUGGCACAAAUUUUCUGGUUAGGUUUUAUUGGAUUAUUUCACUAUCCUUCGCACAUCUUUUUGACGUUUCAAUACCCGAAAAUCCAAUUUUGAUGAGUGUUGCUGAGAUAGUUCGCCGGUCUGUGUGGACUGUUAUUCGUGUUGAGGUAGAGCAUUUGAAUAACUGUGAUGAGCUUAAGUUCAAGAAGGCCAUCAAUCUUACUGCUGGUGAACUCUUCUAUAAAAAGGACAUUGAUGAAAGCUACCAAGCUAAUAUUAGUAAUAUUAUGACAGAAACAGAGUUUGAAACAGAGAUGGAGGAGAAAAACAAGACAGAGAUGGAAACAAAAGGUGCAACCCUUGAAUACUCUGCAACAGAGGAGGACAGCAAUGCAAACAAUGAGGAUAUCAACUCAUACGAAAAUAAAGGAUCGACCGAGUCACAUGAAGAUACUGAAUAA